Drosophila rhopaloa is the source of this 2194-nucleotide messenger RNA. It is a transcript of the gene glo, whose product is annotated as heterogeneous nuclear ribonucleoprotein F. Gene Ontology annotation, cellular component: ribonucleoprotein complex. The transcript has 7 exons. Lineage: Eukaryota; Metazoa; Arthropoda; Insecta; Diptera; Drosophilidae. The record is from RefSeq and is a predicted model, not a curated record. Gene Ontology annotation, molecular function: RNA binding. The coding region runs from base 153 to 1964 and encodes 603 amino acids.
GUUCCAUCGCUAAUACACCAUCUCUACCAUCUUGACGCGUGCUCUUUAAAAGCAAACUCUCUGAAAAAUCGUGUGUAAUAGCCUAUCUGGAUAAAGCACAGAAGAUAUAGCAAGUUGCGGAAGUGCAGAAAAAGACAAAGAGCGACUGAAAAAUGGCAAACGCAGACGUGCAGUUCAACUACGGCCAGCAGGGCAAUGGCGAGAACUUCAACGACGACAGCAGCCAGCAGCAGGACGACGACGACCAGUACGACGGUGACGGCAGCGUGAAGAUCGAGAAUGUGGGCGAGAGCCCCAAGUUCGUCCGCCUGCGCGGUCUCCCGUGGUCCGCCACGCACAAGGAGAUCCUCGACUUCCUGGAGAACGUGAACGUGACCAAUGGCUCGGCGGGCAUCCACCUGGUCACCAGUCGCGUUGACGGCAAGAACACCGGCGAGGCUUACGUGGAGGUGGCCACCCAGGAGGACGUCGAGGAGGCGCGGAAGCUGAACAAGGCCAGCAUGGGCCACCGCUACAUUGAGGUCUUCACCGCCACUCCCAAAGAGGCCAAGGAAGCCAUGCGGAAGAUCAGCGGUCACGGCACUGCCUUCGUUGUUAAGCUUCGAGGUCUGCCGUACGCCGUCACCGAGCAGCAGAUCGAGGAGUUCUUCUCUGGGUUGGAAAUCAAAACGGAUCGGGAGGGCAUACUUUUUGUUAUGGACAGAAGGGGUCGUGCAACUGGGGAAGCUUUUGUUCAGUUCGAAAGCCAGGACGACACUGAGCAAGCCUUGGGCCGAAAUCGGGAAAAAAUUGGGCACAGGUAUAUUGAGAUAUUCCGUAGCUCAAUUGCUGAAAUGAAAAGGGCCACAGGCGCCGGCGGUGGCGUCGGAGGACGCCCAGGACCGUAUGACAUACGUGAUCGUGGAGCCAAUCGAGGUGGUAAUGAUUUCGGCGGAGGACGCAAUGAUUGGGGCAACAAUGGCAACUUCGGUGUUGGUGCCAACAAUAUGCUGGGCUUCAACAACCUGCCAAGCUUGAUGAACUCCGGCAAUUUUGGAAACAACCAAGGAAAUAGUGGAAAUUUCGGAAAUAAUUCUGGGCCCAGCAAUUUCGGCAACUUUGGUGGCGGCAACAACAACGCCGGCGGUGGAAACUCCGGAAACUUUGGAAAUAAUGGCGGUGGUAACGGAGGAAACUUUGGAAACUUCGGCAACAACGGAGGCGGGAACUUCGGCGGCAACAACAACGGCGGCGGAGGCUUCAACAGUGGCAACAACUUUGAUUCGCCAGGAGGCAAUAAUAAUUUUGGAAACAAUGGCGGCUCCAAUUUUGGCAACAAUAGCGGAGGAGGCUUCAAUAACGGAGGCAACUUUGGCUCGUCAACUGGCGGUGGCAAUUUUGGUCCUAUCGGUGGCGGUCGCAACAACAACAGCGGCAACUUUGGAAACUCUGGGUUCGGAAACUUUGGAGGUAACAACAAUAAUGGAAACGGUGGCUCCAACUUCGGGGGUGGCAACAAUGGCGGCGGUGGUGGCUUUAACAAUGGCUCAAACUUUGGCGGUGGCAACUCCGCUGGAGGCGGUGGCAAUUUUGGCCCCAUCGGCGGAGGCCGGGGCAAUGAUGCCGAGCAUUAUACCAUCCACAUGCGAGGACUUCCCUACACUUCCUUUGAAAAUGACGUUUUCAAGUUCUUCGAACCCAUUCGGCCCGCUAAUGUGCGGAUCAACUACAACAAAAAGGGUCUGCACAGUGGAACUGCUGAUGCCUACUUCGACACCUACGAGGAUUCACAGGUGGCCAUGAAGCGCCACCGAGAGCAGAUGGGUUCGCGCUACAUUGAGCUGUUCUACGACGGAAAGACCCGGGGUGGAGCCAAUGGAAACAACAGUGGCGGAAACGGAGGUGGUAAUGGUGGCGGCGGAAUGGGCAACAAUGGCGGCGGCGGCGGAGGCAACGGUGGCGGUAACUUUUCGCGACGUAUCUGAAAACUUCCAUAGUUCCGAUUACAUUGAAAUUAAUGUAGACGCAAGUAUUUCAUAAUUUUAUGAUGAAGCCGAAACUGUAAACCGCUAUGGCAACAUUACAACCACGUAAACCACUUAACUAUCAAACAGAUUUCCGACAGAGACAAUUGGUCCGACUUAGAAACCACAUUUCUGAUUGUAAGCCAAUGAACCAUCAAGAAUAAAGAGCACACUCUUAUUUAAGUACUUUA